AUGAUGAACCCUCUUAUAUUCAUUGCAUUAGCAAUUUGUACUAAUUCUAUUCGUGUUGAGAAUCAGUACUAUAAAAAAGGAUUAGGAACUGUUGAUAACGUUGCAAUAAACAAAGACAUUUUCUUUUAUUCAUCAGAAGAAGGAAUUCUUUCUAAAAGUGAUAUUAAAGGAAAUAUUGCUUGGAGAAGAACUAUUGGUAAAAAUGGUAAAAAAAUUACUGCCUCAACACUUGGGGUUUUUGUUUUGUAUAAUGACUCUGUCUCUUAUUUUGAUUCAAGAGGUGAAUUAGAAUAUACUAUUGAUGCUAUUACACAAGACAUUGAAGCUAGUGAUUUUCUUUAUUUAUUAAAUGAUAAUAUAAUUGAAAAAAGAGCUCUAAGAGAUGGUUCAUUAAUAACCUCUAUACACCAAAAAGAUGUUAUAAAAUUAAUAAAAGAUGGAAUUAUGACUAGAGAUGGUAUUUUGUCAAUAAAAGAACAAACUCCUAUUGAAGUUAAAGAUUAUUCAUAUUCAAAGAAUUAUUUAAUUAAAGAAGGUCAUGCAACAGAAACAGAUUGUGAUGCACAAAAUGAACGUGUUUGUGUUCAAAUUAAUAAGGGUAAAAUUCUUGUUUUAAAUAGAGCAAAAGAGAUUGUCUUUAAACGAGAUGAUACAAUUAUUGUUAACUCUCUUAUAACACGAGGAGUUUUUUGUUUUAUAAGAAAGUCAGGUAAUAUUUAUGCUCUUUUAAAUAAUGAAGAAAUUUUCAUAAAAUCAAUUGUAGGAACAGGAGAAUAUAUUUUAUUUAGUAAUUAUGAUGAACGAAUUUAUUCUGAAGAGAAAGUUACAAAAGAGUUGUUACAAGAAGAAAUUGGUGUUAUUGAUAUGGCAGGAAAUAUUAUUACUAAUAAAAUUAUUAAAACUCCAAAAAUUAAAGUUGCAAAGAAGAUUGAAGGUGGAAUUAUUGUUAUAGAUAUUGAUAAUAAUGUUUAUUCAAUUGGUAGUAAUGUAGAUCGUAAAUUUAUUGCAUCUAACACAGAACUUUAUCAAAUUAAUAAUAAAACUGCUGUUCCAAGAAGAAAUUAUAAAUCUAAACAAAUUUUCACUGUACAUCCAGAAGAAGUUAAUGGUAUUGUUGGUAAAGCUCAAAUUGAUAGAAGUGUUAAAGUUCCAUUUGCGUUAAAAUCAUUAGCAAUUAUUGUUGAUGAAAAUACAAUUCAAGUAACUGAAUUAAUUACAGGUAAAGUUAUUUCGAGUGUUAAAUUACCACAAGGAUCAUUAAAAACUGAAUGUGUAUUAAGUCAAGGACUUGCAGCAUGUUUUAUUAAUACACCUAAAAAUACUGUUAUUUUGACAAUUGAAAUGUGGGAAAAAGAAACUAAUUGGAAAGCAAAUUCUUAUGAUGUUUAUCAUCUUCCAGAAAUUGCAACUAAUAUAAAAUCAACAACAAUUCCUUAUAUUAUUGAUAUUGCAACAAUUUCUGUUUCUUCUUUAGGAGUAUCACAAAAAGCAUUUGUUAUUUAUUCACAAAAACAUAUUUACAUCAUUAAUCCACGUAGAUUACUUGGAACAAAAGCACCAUUUGAAAUGACACGUGAAGAUGCUGAAAUGGGAGAACUUCCUUAUUCAUCAAAUCUCAAUAUAACUAAAGAAAACUUAGUUACGAACGAAAUCGAUCUUGAUAUUGAUACUCUUCAUACUUAUCCAGGUACAAUGGAAUCAACGACUAUUGUUGUAGGAACUGGAAUUGAUCUUUAUCUUUCACAAGUAACACCUAUCCUCUCAUUUGAUUCAACUUACAACUUUAAUAAACCACAAUUAUUUAUUACAACAAUUAUUGUGUUAACUGUGACGGUAGUUCUUUCGUUCAUUACUAAAAUGAAGAAAUAA
This is a messenger RNA of Entamoeba dispar SAW760, 1869 nucleotides long. RefSeq lists its product as uncharacterized. Gene Ontology annotation, cellular component: EMC complex. Bases 1 to 1869 code for a protein of 622 amino acids. Gene Ontology annotation, biological process: protein folding in endoplasmic reticulum. Lineage: Eukaryota; Evosea; Mastigamoebida; Endamoebidae. The record is from RefSeq and is a predicted model, not a curated record. The transcript has 2 exons.